GACAGCGCUCCAGACAUGCGUAAUCUCUUCAGAACAUUUAAUUCUCUCCUCUGUCCCCCUCCACCACCUCCCACCACCUCUAUUACAGCUGAUGACUUUGCCACUUUCUUUACAGACAAAACUAGAUCAAUCAGUGGUCAGUUUUCACCUCCACGCACACAGGACCCUCACCCUACCACAUCCAUUGCUAAAACUCCCAUCUUCUCUUUCUGUCCCCUCACUGAAGCUGAAGUAUCCAAGCUUCUCCUCUCCAACCAUCCUACAACAUGUCCUCUUGACCCAAUCCCCUCACACCUUCUCCAAGCAAUCUCUCCCACACUCUUACCUGCACUCACACACAUCAUCAACACAUCCCUCCUCACAGGCAUCUUCCCCACUGCGUUCAAGCAGGCUCGGGUAACCCCACUGCUCAAAAAACCUACAUUAAACACUUCUCUUAUAGAAAACUACAGACCUGUCUCUCUCCUUCCGUUCAUAGCGAAAACACUUGAACGAGUUGUCUUCAACCAAGUCUCACUGUUUCUUUCACAGAACGACAAACUGGAUGUUAAACAGUCAGGUUUCAGCAGUGGCCACUCAACCGAGACUGCGCUACUCUCAGUCACUGAAGCCCUGCGAAUUGCAAAAGCCCAUUCCAAAUCAUCAGUCCUCAUUCUGCUGGAUCUAUCUGCCGAUUUUGACACUGUCAAUCAUCAGAUACUCCUGUCCACCCUCUCAGCACUGGGCAUCACUGGCAUUCCACUUCGCUGGUUUGAAUCCUAUCUCACUGAUGAUCCAACAGUAGCUGCAAGGAUCUCAGGUUGCCUGGCGGACAUCUCGGCAUGGAUGAAAGAACAUCACCUGCAGCUCAACCUGGCAAAGACUGAGCUUCUUGUCCUCCCGGCCACUCCGACUCUACAGCAUGACUUCACGAUCCAGUUAGGUUCAUCAACAAUAACCCCAUCAACUUCGGUCAGAAAUCUUGGUGUAAUCUUUGAUGAUCAGCUGACCUUCAAAGACCACAUUGCAAAGACUGCUCGAUCUUGCAGGUUUGCACUAUAUAACAUCAGAAAGAUCAGGCCCUUUCUGACAGAGCAUGCUGCACAACUUCUUGUCCAGGCCCUUGUCAUUUCUAGGCUGGACUAUUGCAAUGCUCUUCUGGCUGGACUUCCGUCUAACACAGUCAAACCUCUACAAAUGAUUCAGAAUGCAGCGGCACGACUGGUCUUCAACGAGCCCAAAAGAGCCCAUGUUACACCUCUCUUUAUCUCCCUGCACUGGCUACCAGUCGCGGCUCGCAUCAAGUUCAAGACACUGAUGCUUGCAUAUAGAACAACCACAGGCUCAGCACCCGUUUACUUGCACUCUCUACUAACAAACUACAUCCCCUCCAGAAAUCUGAGAUCUGCUAGUGAACGACGCCUCGUGGUACCAUCACAGAGAGGCUCAAAAUCACUCUCCAGAACAUUCUCGUUCACCAUUCCUGGCUGGUGGAACGAUCUUCCCACCCCUAUCCGGAUUGCUGGAUCCCUGUCAAUCUUCAAGCAACAACUGAAAACUCAUCUCUUUCGACAGCACUUGACUUGACAAAAAAAAAAAAAAAAUGUAUUCCUUCCUUUGGUAGUUUGUAUUUAUUUGAACAAUGCCUGAGACUUGGUGUUGCAAGCACUUCGUCUGUCUGAUUGCCUCUUCAAGAUGAAUCGCUUUAUGUAUUCCCCAAUUGUAAGUCGCUUUGGAUGAAAGCGUCUGCAAAAUGACUAAAUGAAAUGAAAAUGAAAUAAUUUCUUCCCUUUUUACUACUUGAUGAAUUCAGGUAAUUCUGUGUAAAUUCAUUCUUGCAUGAAUUGUUGACUUCUGACAGCUGAUAUGACAAACGGUCUGUUUAAACCGCAUCCGUCCAAGACUACAAUUUCCCCAGUGAUUUCAUUUUCAGCAUUAUCACUCCAGUCUUCAUUGUCACAUGAUCCUUCAGAAAUCAUUCUGAUAUGCUGAUUUGGUGCUCAAGAAAUAGUUUUUGCUACUAAAUAUUUCAUAUUUAUUUGUUUUGUAAACUGUGGUACGCAACCAUAAAAUAAAAAGAAAAAGAAAUUAAUACUUUUUUCAGUAAGGAUGCAUCAAUUUGAGCAACAGAGAUAGUGAAGUAAACUCUCUUUUAACUUAAACUCUAUAUUGGGAUUCUAUAAUAACAAAAUGGUACUACAGUAUUACUUUACUAUAUUGUACUAUAGUAUACAAUACCGUGUCUUUUAUACUUGUUCCAUGAUGCAACCAUGGUAUUCUUUGAAAUAAUUUAUAAAUACUAUGGAGUGUGAAUAAGGUAAUCAUUCAGAAUCAUGGAUUGCAUUGUUUUACAUGGAUCAUGCAUGUGAAAGACAGCUGAGAAUUGAUUAAUUAGUUGCAAUCUAGUUCGGAGCAAGAUGAGAAUCAUGCCUUUGUGGCAGUUUUCUAGUGAUUAAGGGAUAUUACAAGACUUCCUCACCUUACAAAUGGUUGUUGAAAUAGAAAAUUUACAAAAUGCGCAUAAACAACAUGAGUGAUUUCUGAAGGAUCAUAUGACACUAAGGACUGGAGUAAUGAUGCUGACAAUCUAGCGUUGACAUCACAGGAAUAAAUUACAUUUAUUCUUUUUUAUUCCAUUUUAAAUUGUAAUAAAAUUUCACAAUAUUUC
Onychostoma macrolepis is the source of this 2647-nucleotide messenger RNA. RefSeq lists its product as uncharacterized. The transcript has 2 exons. The record is from RefSeq and is a predicted model, not a curated record. Lineage: Eukaryota; Metazoa; Chordata; Actinopteri; Cypriniformes; Cyprinidae. The coding region runs from base 16 to 1566 and encodes 516 amino acids.